UACUUCUCCAUCCCUUAGCCUGUGCCCCUGUUCCGAGAUGAUACGCCCCGGGCCCCAUAGCGUUAACGCCCCUCCCUCUCCCAUGGCACCCCCGUCCCCGGCCCUGUGUUUGCAGGAUGUCCCCGGACUCCCCCUCGGGUUGGCGCUGGCCGCGCGGUGCAGCUGGGUGUAAGGUUAUGCUUUGCCGGAUCCGCUCUGACCCCGGCUGAACGAGCCAUUCAUUUAAAGUCAUCGCCAAGAAGACCCGCGAAGUCCAGCCGGCCGCCCGCUGCGUCCCCCCCGAGGGUGUGACUUAGGGCAAGAAGAGGACGCUGCUUGUUUGAAUCCAGGGGUGUUUGUCACCCUCGGCACGGCUCGGUUUCCUGUGCUGAGUCUGCCUGCGACAGCGAUGAUUGCCAUUAGCUGUUUUCUCUAGUAAUUUGCCAUAAUGAUCCACGCUGUGUCUAAGGGAAAAGCCACGGGGUUUGUUUCAAAGGAGCUGUUGACAUGAACGUGAAGGAUAGUGGCACAAACCAGAGAUGUCCGUAUAUGUUCGGUGAUGAUUGAGAGAGACGCGGUUGAAGAAGAUGAAGAGCCUGGCUCAAAGACGUCAGUCUGCACCAUCUCUGGUCCUCAGCAAAGCACUUAACAAGUCCAGAACUAUCACCAGGGAAAGCUGUUUCUCCCCAAUCAGUCCAGAAGCAUGUCCCCUCGUGCAGUCCUUUAUCUGCCCCAACAGAGCCUUUGUACUUGAUGGUCAUGUGCAGUUGAAGACGGGCCUUCAGACCCAGGAACGGCACCUUUUCCUCUUCACAGACAUCCUUGUUGUUGCCAAGUCCAAGUCACCAUCUCAUUUCAAACUAAAGAGCCAAGUGCGUCUCUGUGAGAUGUGGACGGCAUCCUGCAUGGAAGAGGUCUAUGAGGGCAGCACUAACCCGGAAAGGUCCUUCGUUAUAGGCUGGCCCACCACCAACUGUGUUGCUAAUUUUAGUUCCCCAGAGCAGAAGGAAAAGUGGCUCUCUUCCUUGCAAAGUCGAAUCAAAGAAGAAAAAGAAAAAGACUAUCCCAAGAGCAUUCCGCUGAAGAUCAUUGCGAAGGAUGUUGGCAAUUGUGCAUAUUCGAAAACGCUCACUGUAACCAAUGCUGAUACAGUGAAUGAUGUGAUUCUCACAGCCCUGCAGCAGCUGGGGAUUAAUGGCUCUGAAAAAGACUAUCAGCUGUGGGUGAAUUCGGGAAAAGAAGAUGCUCCUUACCCACUUAUUGGACACGAAUAUCCCUUUGGAAUUAAAAUGAGCCACAUUCGAGAUGCUGUGCCCCAGACACAGGAAUCGAAAGACUGUGCCUACCCUCUCAGCCUUCAUGGGUCCUUCUUAAUGGAACAGCUGCCCCGAGAGCUGCAGUGCCAGUUUAUACUGAAGCCGAGUCGUCUGGCUUUGUGCGAGCAACUGAAUGAACUAAGCCAAAAGCCAUUUAAAAGGAAAAGAUCAAUCAUAAACUGGGCCUUUUGGCGUGGUCCAGGCACUCAGCUGGACAAUAUACCACUGUCUCCAACGUCUCCUGUUCCAGGGAAACUCUUUGGUCUGUCGCUGCCAGCCAUCUGUGAGAAUGACAAUCUGCCCAAACCUGUCUUGGACAUGCUUUUCUUCCUUUACAAAGAGGGGCCUUUUACCAGGGGUAUUUUCAGACGCUCAGCAAAUGCAAAAUCCUGCCGAGAACUUAAGGAGAAGCUUAAUUUGGGAGCUGAAGUGCACCUAGCUUGUGAAUCCAUAUUUGUGACAGCCUCCGUGUUUAAGGAUUUUCUUCGGAACAUCCCAGGCAGUAUUUUUUCAUCCCAGCUCUGUGAUAAGUGGGUCUCUGUGAUGGACCAAGGGAACCAUGAAGAGAAGAUAAAUGGCGUCCAAAGGCUAAUACAGCAACUCCCCAGAGCCAAUGUGGUUCUUUUACGUUACCUCUUUGGAGUACUGCACAGUAUAGAAAAGCAAUCUGAAGAUAACCAGAUGACUGCAUUUAAUCUAGCUGUGUGCAUCGCACCCAGCAUGCUGUGGCCUCCUGCUCCCUUUAGCCCUGAAACAGAAAGCGAAUUCACCAAAAAGGUUUCUAUUCUGGUACAGUUUCUAAUUGAAAACUGCUGCAGGAUUUUUGGAGAGGAAAUUUCCACCCUCUUUGGGGACAUACUGAUACGAUGUGACAACAGAGAGGAUGGCUCAGAUUUCUCUUCCUUUCAUCUGAAUGAUUCUUCUUAUGACAGUUUGGAAAAUGAGCUGAAUGAUGAUGUUGACUCUUCAUUUAGUGACUUGAUCAAAAAACGAGGUCAAGAUAACAGGAGCCGGGACUCAGUUUUGACUCUGAGUGAUUGUGACUUGGACCAGCCUGAGGUGGAAGAAAUUAAAAUUCAACUGCCACCCAAAUCAAAACCAGUGCGAAUUUCUACUGGAUCACACCAUGAAUCUGCGUUACAGGAUCACUCUGAGAAUGAGUCUCUUUGCUCCAGUACCUCUGGCUGCUCAUCAGUAAUGGUCCCGGAUGCUCGCAAAAGCUUGAGAAGACAGAGACGCUGCUCAGAGCCCACGAUUGGCCUUCUUGCCUCUAAGUUCAGCCACCGCAGUGAGGUUCAUGAGAAUGCUGUACGUAAAGCCAGCUGUGAUGCAGUGCUGUCGCACGUAGAUGAAGACUGUCUCAAGCAGCUUCGUUCAUUACAGGUGGAAGGGCAAAAGCUUAUUAAUCAGAGUUUAGUUAUGGGUAUCGAUGUAGGUCAGAGUGGCACCGUGGGCCAAAAUGGUGAAAAGAAAGACUUGUCCAAUUGCCUCCUGCCCCCACCCCUGCUGAGAUUAAAUAUUUGCUCAAGAACUAGCUGUUCUAGUUUAUCUUCUCCCGGAACGUCCCCAUCUGGGUCCUCAAUGAGUUCCUUGGACAGUGCUUUCUCUCAGUUUUCAGACAAUUCAGUAUUUACUCCAACUGAGACCUCCUCUCCUUUGGAUUGUGCUUUUCAGCCUCAAAAGAAACAUGGAGAGCUUUCUCCUGAAUUUAACCCUUUCUCUGGAGUACACCUGGGUGCUGGCCUCAGUUCUUUUCCUAACCAAGCCAGCAGCAGCAGCUCCGUUUGUGUUAGAAAAGAGAGUCAAAAAAGCCCUGUAACUCUUCAUCCCAGCACAUGGCUAAAGAACGGAGCUUCCACAAUGAAAAAUUGGACUCUCCGAAAAAAGGAAAGAGUGUCCAAGCAAGAGGAGAAAAAGAAGAGUGUUGUUAAAAUAACUUUGGAACCACAAACGGAUUCUUCGGAUGCAUCAGAAGAUAACUUAUGUCAAGAACAACGGCAAGUUUUAAAAACACUUAUGUCAACAGGAGGAAUUAAUGUUGCGGAAACAGUGCAGGAGGGCAACUUUUCUUCUUCCCGGGGGGGUGGGCAGCUAUGCAGCUCUCCACUUUGUUCAGGGGAAGCCAAAGACAAGAGACUAAAGGCGUUGGGGCUUUUGGCUGAGCAAAGCAAGGAGGAGGAAGAGGAAGAGGCAAACUCUCUAUUUGUUCAGUCACAUAAAAGACAGCUGUCCAACACUUUCACUCAGUGCACAAAUCCAAGGGCUGAGCAUGCUCCUGAGCCAGAGGAUGUUGUCAGUGCUGGACGUGAACUUUUCAUCAAGGACAGCUUAAGUAAGACUCUGAUUUCCACAGACUUAGGAGGCCAGCAAGUGACAAACUCCAGGAACAACAAAUCUUUGCCAAGUACUGAAUCAAAAAAUAUUGAUGAGUCCAAAAGGGGCUUCUCUCGGUCUCCAAAAACCACAAAGGCAGUUGAUGACUGUUUGUUUAAACCUGAUGUUAAUAAAUGUCUUCAGAAAUCAGAGGAAGGGACCAAGACCAUGGUCCAAAAUAAAAAGGAACGGCCAAACAAGCACUGCAGUGAUCCCCAGUUUGAAGAGCUUGACCAAAGGUUUUUUGCCGAGGAAUCUUACGUUUAAAAUCACCACCUUUGGGACUAGUGUCGGAUCUGCUUAGGGUUUGAUAUCCCAAGAGACAAAUUUUCAGUGUGGGGGGCUACAGAACUCAUCCUGUCAUUAUGGGAAUUAUCAAAUUAACUUCCCCACAUACUAAUAUUGUGAUUAACUAUCUUCCUAGAAUCUGGGAAGGUCCCAGGAAAUUGUUAGGAGAAGCACUCCGAUCCAAGACACUAGCGAGUGCAGUAGUGUGUUUGAUAUAGAGUCCUCCUCUUGACCACUCCUGUUAAGCCUUGUAGAUGUAAGUCGGUGUCCUUUGUGGUUUUGAUGCAGUAUACAUGGUCAGCAUAGAUUCCAUAACUGUGGUAUUCUAUUACUGGUUUGAAACUAUGAUGGUUUUUACUUUCAUUGCCCUUCAAGGAAGAAGUGUCGUGCUUUGUCUGUUAACAAGGUAACUGUUCAGUAGUUCCAGUCCUCUCCAUCUUGCAGCAAAAGAAGAAAAACAAUGUAAGCUUGAAAAAGAAAUGACAUUAAAUGCUGAAGCUUGUAACUAACAACUCCCAACUCUGUGUGUGUCGUUUAUUGUGCUCCAUUGGGUGUUCUUUUUAUGUUUAAGUUGUGAAUAGUUUAUUGAUAUUGCUGUAAAAUGGCAUGUAUCAUUGCAAGCAGAACACAUGUAAUUUUAUUAUGCGCCAUCUAAAUCAUCUUAUAAUAUAUUAAAAGUAAUGCAUUAUCUAAAAUGCUUUGAGUUUGUAUAAUAUAUCUUGAUAAAUUUUGCUAUUAUAUAUGGUCUGAAAUAAAUGUGUAUUUUUGUACUUGCAGAAACUGCUGCUAACUUUACAAAUUCCGUUUUUGUUGUUACGGCACUGGUAUUGGUGUAUGCAUUCAAUGCUGUACAUUAAAUAAAAUUCAUUCUGUCAUAAAGUCAACCAAAACAA
This is a messenger RNA of Caretta caretta (loggerhead turtle), 4849 nucleotides long. It is a transcript of the gene ARHGAP20, whose product is annotated as Rho GTPase activating protein 20. Gene Ontology annotation, biological process: signal transduction; regulation of Rho protein signal transduction. The record is from RefSeq and is a predicted model, not a curated record. Gene Ontology annotation, molecular function: GTPase activator activity. Lineage: Eukaryota; Metazoa; Chordata; Testudines; Cheloniidae.